CAACGACGAGAAAUCUCAACGAAGCGACUGAUUUCACAGAGACCCUGUUAUAACCUGUUUCUCACGUCGAACGGCCCGCCCGCUCCCGUCAGACACGCUCAAACAGGCCCAACAGGCUAGCCAAUUGGGCGCAGCCUACGUACCAAUGCACUGAGUCACAGCGUCCCCGUCAGGAGCUGACGUGUGAUGCUAUUUUAACUUUUACUAGUCUUUUGUUCUGCAGGCUUGCGUCACCCCACUUGCGGAAUACGGCACGUCAUCCAGUUGUGUCCCUGUAAACAGAUCAUUAGCACUCUAGUAGUAGUCUCACAUAGACCAGAUUGAAGAAUGACACAUCAGAGAUCACAAAGCUGGGCUGGAAGAUCGCCUCGUCCUGAACAAAUAAAUUCAUUUGACACUGAGGAUAUCAGAGUCGACCAACUGAUCACUGACUUCAUGUAUGAUUCACUGCUGCAACGCGGUCGUUCAGAAGACUCUCUAAACAGGGUUGGCAUACACCCAAGACAUGAGGAGUUCACACCAGAGAGGGAGCUAGCUCAAAGACUUCAGCUUCUUGUUGAUUCCUUACCUGCCAAUGCCAUAGGUCCAGAGCUUCUAGACCGGUUAGAAGUCACCGAGAGUACUGCAUAUGAAGUGUUCCAUACUGUUGCUCAACAAGUGAUCAGACAUGGCCUAUCGUGGGGUCGAGUGCUGGCAGUUUUCCUGUUUGGGUUAGAAUUAGCAGACAGGACAAUGGCACAGCCUGGAGGAUCUGUUCUAACUGUCAUGUCAUGGCUGUCACGAUUCAUUAUAUCAAAUCUCCUCAACUGGAUUAGAAGUGAAGGAGGAGGAUGGCAAGCUUUGUUUGAGCAACUGGCAAGCUCAACAUCUUUCGUGACAGUUUUUGGGCUGGCAGCACUCACUGUUGCUGCAGUGAUCUUCUUGCGAAGCUAAAACUCAGCACUUAGACUCAAGUGUUGAGCCACAGAAAUGUGUUCAUAUGAUAACCAAGAGAAGAUAGAUAAGGACUGAUUAUUAGUGAUCACAUCAUUAGUGAUCACAUCAUUAGUGAUCACAUCACCUGCACCAAAUCCCAUAUGUUGUUAUAUGAUUCUGCUAUAUUUGUGUACUAUCACACAAUAUUUAGAGAGACAAGAGAUUUCAUUUGUUACAAUGGUUGAAGUACUACGUAGGUAUUUUCUGUUAAGAAUAGAUACAAUAGAUAUGGCAUUCA
Corticium candelabrum is the source of this 1213-nucleotide messenger RNA. RefSeq names its product bcl-2-like protein 1. The transcript is spliced from 3 exons. NCBI's taxonomy places the organism in Eukaryota, Metazoa, Porifera, Homoscleromorpha, Homosclerophorida, Plakinidae. Gene Ontology annotation, cellular component: mitochondrial outer membrane. Gene Ontology annotation, biological process: extrinsic apoptotic signaling pathway in absence of ligand; regulation of apoptotic process; intrinsic apoptotic signaling pathway in response to DNA damage. The record is from RefSeq and is a predicted model, not a curated record. The coding region runs from base 328 to 933 and encodes 201 amino acids. Gene Ontology annotation, molecular function: protein homodimerization activity; protein heterodimerization activity.